Microthlaspi erraticum is the source of this 297-nucleotide messenger RNA. NCBI's taxonomy places the organism in Eukaryota, Viridiplantae, Streptophyta, Magnoliopsida, Brassicales, Brassicaceae. The record is from the annotation of a GenBank genome assembly.
AUGAAAUCUCUCGGCCGGACGCUUCCCGGCUCGGACGGAACGUUCGGCCGUGGUACGCGAGAUGAGUUGCGCGGCCGCGAGGCGUUACUUCCCGGCUGCGCGGCGUGGUCGUGCGCGGCUGCGUGGCGUUGUGGCGUGGCCGACCGCGGGCUUAAGUUUCCCGGGUCGUAUCGUGAUCGGCCGAGCGGUUUUGGACUUUGGCCGAGACUUCAGACGGACGGAUACAGUUUUGGCCGAGCGCGGAACAUUCGUUCCUCGGCCAGCCGGACUGCGCGGUUGGGCGCUGAUUCUCGAUAG